AUGUAUCAAGUGUUGAAAAAGGAAGUGCAGGAUAAUCCUUUACUGAGGAUGCAUCUCUUGGGGAUGCGAAUAUUCGGAUUAUUCAUAUUUGAUGGUCAAACGGCACCAUUUCUUCAUUGGUUCAGAGGCGUCUUCUUCUCCGUGACCUUUACUAUUUUCAAUAUAACGCAGCAUAUUGAUUUGGUAUCUCUCUGGGGUAACCUAGAUGAGAUGACUACAAAUGCUGCCACUACGCUCCUUUUUACAACGACAGUUUUUCGGUUGGUUAAUUUCUUUAGAAACAGGAACACGUACACAACGUUGGUAGCAGAACUGGAUGACUUCCUGUGGCAGUUGAUGGAAACAAGAGUUGAUGAGGAAAUUAAGAUUAUCAAGAGAAAUUUAAAAUACACCAAAGAACUUACAAUCGCCUUCUGGACAAUAGCUCUGACCACAGGAAAUCUCAUGUGCGUCCAAUCAUUCAUUUUAUCCUUUAUCUAUGAACCACAUAUUGUCUACGAUCCAUUGACGAAUACUUCUCAGACAUCCUUUCCACCGGUUAUUCUUCGCUCUUGGUUCCCAUUUGAGGAUCAAUGGGAACAUUUCUACAAGGUUUACUUCAUCCAAUUCUACAGCAUGUGGGUGGGGAUGAUCAUUGUUCCAUGUUGGCAUGCAUUUAUCGUUGCUCUCAUGAUCUUCGCUAUUCUUCGUUUGCAAAUUCUCAAUCAUCAAUUUCAGCAUAUUGAGAAUUACAUUUGCAUUGAUGCGAAACGUUCAAAUGUGGAGCAACCGAAAGAACCGAAGAAUCUAAUUAAUUUUCUAACCGAUAGCCUGGUGGAGCAGAUAAAAAUUCGAAAUUACGUGAAGCAACUUGAGAAAUUGAUUGCUGGCUCAAUUUUUCUUGAUUUUGUUGUCUUCUCCGUACUCUUGUGUGCUUUACUCUUUCAAGGUUCCCGCACUAAGUUUGGUGUUCAAAUAAUCAUUAUUAUCUGCUACAUCACAACAAUGACUGUCAUCUUGUGGAUGUACUAUUGGCACGCCAAUGACAUUAGUCGUCAUAGCGAAACUCUGGCUCUAUCCCUCUACAACAGCUGUUGGUAUGAACAUGAUAUUACGUACCAGAAAGCAGUGUUGCAGAUUAUGGUCUGCAGUGGGAGAGAAAUAAGAAUGCAGACGGGAUUUGUGAUAAUGAAUCUUCAGUCAUUCCUAAAGAUUCUUCAAGCAUCCUACAGUUACUUCACCCUCCUUACACAAGUUGCAAAUUAGAACUAAUAUUCCUUUAAUCAACAUCCAAACUUUAUUUCAAGGAUUUCAAGGAAUUUGACCUACAUAGUUCCAUUAGAAGCAUCACCUUCGUUGCACUUGCUCAAGGUAUUUUCGUUGUUUGAAAGAUGAAACUGGAUCAUCAGCACCAAGUAUGUUGUUACAGCAGCUACAAUCUUUGAGAAAAAAUAAAUUUAGUACACAAAUGAUUGAUAAAAAUAUUUGCAAAAUAAAUGUUUACCGAUGUGAUGAGCUUUGAAUCAAGUCGAAAGAAACCACAAGCACUAAA
Lutzomyia longipalpis is the source of this 1531-nucleotide messenger RNA. RefSeq names its product odorant receptor 56a-like. Gene Ontology annotation, molecular function: olfactory receptor activity; odorant binding. Bases 1 to 1245 code for a protein of 414 amino acids. Gene Ontology annotation, cellular component: plasma membrane. Gene Ontology annotation, biological process: detection of chemical stimulus involved in sensory perception of smell; sensory perception of smell. NCBI's taxonomy places the organism in Eukaryota, Metazoa, Arthropoda, Insecta, Diptera, Psychodidae. The transcript is spliced from 2 exons. The record is from RefSeq and is a predicted model, not a curated record.